UCAGCUGCUGCUGCUGCAGCCUUUCAAGAGGGACAAAGAAAUUGUUUCCAGGGCAACUGGAGGUUCUUGGCAGCGGGCACCUGCUCACCCUGCACCCGGCGGCUCCUGACAUGGCUGUCCCCAAGCCCGUGGCUCAGUGCUCCAUACACACACUGUCCCCAUACCCACACUGAACCCAUACCUACGCUGACCCCGUACCCACACUGUCCCUUCACCUCCAUUGUCCCCAGGGCUGGUGGCACUUGGGGUGCGUGGCAGGGACACCAGUGGGACCAAUGUGGUGGACACCUGACGGUGGGCUGUGACCAUGCCGUGUUCCCACGGGUCCCAUCCCAUCCCCGUCCCCUUGCAGGGGAGUCGGUGGAGGGGGUGAGUGCCCAGGAUGUGCUGCUGAUCCACUCGUGCCGCCAAUGGACGACGGUGACAGCCCACAGCCUGGAGGAGGGCCACUACGUCAUCGGCCCCAAAAUCGACAUCCCACUGCAGUACCCAGGGAAGUUCAAGCUGCUGGACCAGGACCGGGACAUCCGUGAGCCCGUGCAAUAUUUCAAUAGUGUGGAGGAGGUGGCCAGCAUCUUCCCAGACCGCGUCUUCGUUAUGGAGGCCAUCACAUUCAGCGUGAAGGUGGUGUCAGGAGAGUUCAGCGAGGACAGCGAGGUGUACAACUUCACAUUGCAUGCUGGGGAUGAGCUGACGCUGAUGGGGCAGGCGGAGAUCCUGUGCGCCAAGACGGUGAAGGAGAAGUCGCGCCUCAACACCCUUCUGCGGAAGCUGGGCAAGGCAGCGCCGGCGGCGGGGGCCAGGCAGGUGAAGGGCAAAAUGCCGUGCCUGAUCUGCAUGAACCACCGCACCAACGAGAGCCUCAGCCUCCCCUUCCAGUGCAAGGGCCGCUUCAGCACCCGCAGCCCGCUGGAGCUGCGCCUGCAGGAGGGCGAGCACACCAUCCGCAGCAUCAUCGAGAAGGUCCGGCUGCCCGUCAACGUGGCCGUGCCCAGCCGCCCGGCGCGCAACCCUUACGACCUGCACGCCAUCCGCGAGGGACACUGCUACAAGCUGGUGGGCAUCAUCUCCAAGACGGUGGUGCUGUGCUGCAUCCUCCGGCGCGAGCGCCUCGUGCCCUUCCACUUCUUGCUGCUGGCCGACAUGCCGCGCUUCCAGCUGCCCGAGGGGCUGCUCGGCGGGGACCCGCAGCUGGAGAAGCUGCUGCGGGACAGCGCGGCGUAUUGCCACGAGCGCUUCAACCCCGAUGAGUACUCGCGGGCCGUGCGGGAGGCCAAGCCGGAUUUUUCGGAGGAAUGCGCCAGCCCCCGGCGCCUGCGGCUCUGCUUGCCGAGCUGCGGCCGCGAGGAGCUCAGCCAACCCCUGCAGAGGCUCUCGCUCUGCUUCUACGGUGGGGGGUUGCCCCGCGCACCCCCGGAUUCAGCCACCCGCUGCCAGGACCCCCCUGAUUUUACCGAGCCUGACAGGGAGUACGUGACACCCGACUGGGCUGAGCCCGAAUUCAGGACUCAGGAGCCACUGGAGAUCCCCUACGAAGAGCUCUGGAGCAACCAGGGUUUUGAGAGCUGCUCUUCCUCACAGCCCAGCACUGCGGGGCGGCCGGACCUCAUCGCCUUUGGGGCCACGUCCCCGCUGGGCUCCCCGCGACGCGCCAGGGAUGAGCCACUGGGGGACGCACCACCCCCAGUGCCACCCAAGUCGGAGGCGGUGAAGGAGGAGUGCCGGCUGCUGAAUGCCCCCCCUGUGCCACCUCGGGGAGGCCGCCCCACAGUGCCCCGCAGCCCCCCAGCCCCGCUGCGCUUUCCAAAGCUGGCACCAGCUCCCUCGCCCAGCCCCAGCCUGUCCUACUACUCCUCGGGGCUGCACGAUGGGUCAGCCCCACGGAGCGGCAGCGGCUCGCCCUCACCUGACGCUUACUCCCUCUAUUGCUACCCCUGUGCCUGGGGAGACUGCAAAGCCGGGGAUCCCCCCGGCUGCCCGCUGCCCCCUGCCCCGCCGGCCCCCACCGCCUGGUCCGAUCCUUGGGCCUACACCGAGGCAGGGGCAGGGGGGAACAGCAGCUGCUCCACACCACUGCCAGCGACUGAGCCCCCUCUGAAGCCUUUUCGGAGCUGCCCCCGCCUCAAACCUCCGCACCCCCAAAAACGCUUUGCCCCCUUUGGGGCGCUCAACCCCUUUGCCGGUGCGACCGAGUGGCCCGAGAGCCCCGAGUGGCCCAAACCACCUUCAGCCCCGGCUGCGCCCUCCUCAUCUUCUUCACCAGAGCCCUUUGAGGGGCCGGAGCCAGCAGCCCCCCCGCGCCCACCCAAGGGCUUUGAUGGGGACGGCAUCGUCAUCCGCGGCACGGCCCCGCUCUCUCCUGCCAUGCUGAGAGGCGCUGAGGGCGGUGUCACCCACCUCUACCUGGCACAGGGCGUUAUCGAGGUGCCACCGGGGACGUGGGGUGAAGGGGCCCCGCCGGCUGCCCCAAGACCCAGCGGGGAUGGUUCACCCUGGCUUCCCCCUGCCGACCUCUCGGCCCUGUCGGUGGAGGAGGUCUCCAAGUGCCUACGUUUCAUUGGUCUCUCCGAGGACGUCGUCAGCUUCUUCGCACGGGAGCGCAUUGAUGGCAGCAUCUUCGUGCAGCUCAGCGAAGAGAUCCUGGCUGAUGAUUUUCGCCUUACCAAGCUCCAGGUGAAGAAAAUCAUGCAGUUCAUCAAGGGCUGGCGCCCCAAAAUCUAGCCUGAUGAUGGGGUACUCAUGGGCACCCCAACCAGCAGUGCCUCUCCCCGCUUUCAUCUGUGGGGUUUCCUCCUUCCUGAGCCUCUCCCUUUCCUGUUGUAACACUGGACAGUUCAUUUUGGCCUGAAAGGGCUGGAAAAUACUGGAGUUUGCAUUGACUGGUUUAACUUAAUCCUUGUGGAUUAGUGUAAUAAAACAUACGGGAGAAAACAAGCUGCUGGAAGAGCCCUUUGCAUGGGGUGGAGGGGGACAGGGACCCUCAGUGCAGAGGAUGGGAGGGUGGCACAGCACACCUCAUACUGUCCCUGUGUCCCCAGGGCAAGGGGAAGCAGCAGGGAGCUCUCCUAGGGGCUGCCACCUCCCCGGCCUCACGGCAGAAGUCAUGUCUCAACUCAGCUCUGCAGUGCUGGCUUUCAGCAGUGCACAAACCCAGCGUGGAAAGAGCAGUGAGCCCCCAGCUUGGGCUGGGAGACAGACCUGGCACCACAGCGAAGUGGAGGCCGGCAGGGCUCUGAAAUCAGUGACAGGUGCAGAGAUUUAAAGCCUUUUAGUUUAAAUUGAGCUCUCCCCACGGGGGACCCUUCUGGCCUUUGGCUGCUUGAUUUGCAAUUACAGGCGGGUCCAUCUGCCAAGAUAACACUGGCGGCAGCGCUCGGGGCCAGACAAAAGAGCCGGAGGCUCCUCGCAGCCACUGAUGGAUGGCGGAGGUGACAGAGCAGGGCUUUGUUCUGCACUGCCGGCCUUUU
Molecule: messenger RNA, 3467 nt
Organism: Meleagris gallopavo (turkey)
Lineage: Eukaryota; Metazoa; Chordata; Aves; Galliformes; Phasianidae
Source: RefSeq, a predicted model, not a curated record